AUGCCACCUCAGGACGCAGUACAGGGGCACGUCCAAGGGUUCCGCUCUGUCCACGAGAGCCAGCCACCUUCCACCACCACUGUCCCUCUCAAUUCGCCCAAAGUAGUCCAUAUCGAUUGCUACACUGACCCCGACACCAACAGGGACUUUAUCCUCUGGGAAGACAUCCAACAGGCGUUCAGUGAGGCAUUGUCGGUCAGGAACAGGACAAAGGUGCUCCCCUUUGCGAAAGGAAAAGACCUCAGAGCCCUUGAACCACGGCAAAUCACCGCUGUACCGGAUGUCGUUUUGGAUGUCGUCGUGGGCCCUGCAGAAUACAACCACAUGGACGUCCCAGCAUCCGUAUCUCAUCGUCGAGGACCCCAGACCGUUCAUGAUGAGCACAAAGACGACAGUAGCAAUGCACCGGCCGAGAAAGGCCACCAGCCCAAAGCCGUCACCAAGAACUUGCUGGACCCUCAGGACUAUGAUGCUGCUGCUGACAUGAGCCUCAUGCAGACGAUGAUCAAGGCCAAUUCUGGGGAUGUCCAGGCCCAGGUCGCUCUUGGGGAUCGAUACAACGAUGGCCGAGAGGUGUACCAGAAUUGCGAUGCGGCCUUGGACUGGUACCUUAAGGCCGCUGAACAACAUCAUCCGCGUGCCCUGUUCAACAUCGGUCUCUUGUACGAUCAAGGUCAUAAUGGCGUUCCUCAGGACAAUGCCAAGGCCUUCGAGUGGUUCCUCAAAGCUGCUCUCCAAGGCUAUGCCGAUGCCCAAGUAAAAGUAUCCCAGGCGUAUACCGAUGGCGCCGGCGUCCCACAAGAUAACAUUGAGGCGAUGGAGUGGUCGGUUAAGGCAGCUGAGAAUGGUCAUGAAGGGAUGCAGUACAACAUGGGGGCUGCAUACGAAAAGGGCCAGGGUGUUCCUCAAUCUGACUCCAGAUCCUUUGAGUGGUACCUCAAGUCUGCCGACCAAGGGUUCACCAAGGCCCAGGAGCGAGUUGGUGCUGCGCUCGAGGCUGGUCGGGGCGUCUCGCGGGACGGUCUCAUGGCCGUCGAGUGGUACACCAAAGCCGCCGAUCAAGGACUUCCGGUAGCUCAAUUCGCUCUAGGUCGCGUUCACAAACUAGGCCUCUGUGGUCUCCCUAAAAACCUGUCCAAGGCUGUGGACUGGCUCAUCAAGGCUGCGGUCCAGGGACACACCAGGGCUCAGUCCAUGCUAAAUGGGAUUUAUAACAACAGGAUGACAUGCGUUCCUGGCGUUACCCUUGACCUGGAACCUUAUUCUAAGAUCAGGGAGUGGUUUAUGAAUGCUGCUGACCAAGGUGUGGCGCAUGCUCAGGUCUGUAUGGGAGACAUGUACAGGAAAGGGUUCAGUCUCCGGAGAGACGAAUCCAAGGCCUUCCAAUGGUAUCUCAAAGCUGCUGAGCAAGGACACGAGGCUGCUCAGGGAAUUGCUCACCACAAGUAG
Molecule: messenger RNA, 1449 nt
Organism: Linnemannia hyalina
Lineage: Eukaryota; Fungi; Mortierellomycota; Mortierellomycetes; Mortierellales; Mortierellaceae
Source: the annotation of a GenBank genome assembly